CUUCACCACUGCAAGCUGUAUCACCAGAGUGCCACGCCGCAUUCCUAGGUCGGCUAGCUGCGGCCCUGCUGUGCUAGGCAGCACUGCGACCCACAAUCAAUACUGAAACAAUAAUACGCAUAUGAUAGCCAUUCGCUGCGACUUAAUGUAGCUCAUCCUGGAAGUCAACUCCGUUGACUAACUCAUUUGGUUGGGUCGCAGAGCCAAAGCUCGAGGUUCUGUCCCGAGCUCGCUAGCCAGAUAGGUUCACCAAAUUACAUUGCAAAGCUGCGUUUGAAAUGCAACCACCAGCGCCAAGCCACGGAGGGGCCAGGGUAGCAUGGGCAGCGGACUUCGCAUCGAAGCGACCGGCAGACACGGCCGGCCAGGAGAAUAUGCCUACAAGCGGGGCUGCUGCUGCUAGUACCAGCGGCAGGCACGGGCCCGAGCGGCCACUGCAGCCGGCUCCCCAGCAAGUUGCCCGGGGCGCACACACUACCACGACCUUCGCCCCUAAGGACUUCCCGCACCCAAGACGGCCACUGGGCGACCCGCCUGUCACGGAGCUCAAUCCAACCACCUCCUCGCAAAACAUCCGACUCAAGCACCGAGCCAGCACCCUGAUUCAAAAAUAUGCUGGCAGCCGAUGGCGCGAGGCUCAGCGCACCAAGUGGCUCAUCGACAUCGUGUGUCACAUCGACACCGACUACCGGGACUACAUCAUGGAGCAGGCGGCGGAGAUUGCGACGCUUCACCAGCAGCUGGAGCGGACCAACGGACUCCAGGCCACCGCCGCCCACAGCGUGCAGCUGCAGAACACCCAGUUGCGCCAGCGGGUGGAUCAGCUGGAGCAGCAGCUGCGGGCGGCGCAGGGCGCGGUGCUGGACAUGCAGAACCGUGUGGCUGCCAGCGAGGCGGUGCUGAACGAGGCAGAGGAGGCGGCGCGGUCGGCGGCGGAGGAAUGCCUGCAGCUGCAGCAGGCGGUGGCGGUGCUGGCUGAGCACGACGCGGCGGCGCGCAAGCAGCUCGCCAACAGGGCGCACGUCAUGCGGGACGCGCUGGUGGCGUCGCGGUGCCGCGUGCGCCAGGCGGCGGAGCAGAGCCGGAAACACCGAGUGGAGGUGGCGGCGGUGCUGACGCUGGCGGCUCAGCGGGCGGAGCAGGACCGCAACGCCCUGGCCGCACAGCUCACCUCCUCCAUGGCGGCAGCCAACACACUGCAGCGCGCAGCGGCGCAGCUCGACGUGCAGCAGCUGCAGCUGGAGCUGGGCGCCUACAAGGAGCCGUGGAGGUACAUGUUCCGCGGCAAGAGCCCGGUGAAGGACCCGGAGGUCUCAAGGCACUUGGGGCUGAAGCCGGGGAGCAUGAACGUGGCGAUACCCUUCUAGCAGGGGAGGGGAUGGCUGCAGGCAGUGGCAGGAUGCAAAGCGUGUGUGGUGGUGGUAUGAUCCAUAGGAGGGGCGCGGUACAGUUUCGGCGCUGGUGGAGGCCCCGUCAAUUGCGGAGUUAUGGAUG
Molecule: messenger RNA, 1494 nt
Organism: Chlamydomonas reinhardtii
Lineage: Eukaryota; Viridiplantae; Chlorophyta; Chlorophyceae; Chlamydomonadales; Chlamydomonadaceae
Exons: 10
Coding region: 279-1367 (362 amino acids)
Source: RefSeq, a predicted model, not a curated record